AACAUGUCUUGCUAUUCCAGUGCUCUAGUGAACAGUGUGAAAUCCAUCACUUUGACCUUAAUAUCUGGCAUCUAUAUCUGAUACAUCAGUCAUAGAAGAUCAACAAGUUGUUUCAAGCAGUCUCUUGUGUGUAAGAAUCAAGGACUUGUUCAUCCCAUGAAGAAUACCCUCCUGUGCUGACUUGCAACUACCCUGAUUGCAAUACUGUCUUGCAAAUUUCCCAAUUGCAAUACUGUCUUUAGAAAAUGGGAAGGGUGAAAAAGGGAAGAAGAGGUGAUGUUGACAGUGAGGAAGAAGUUGAUGGGAUUUUAGCCAAAGAGGCCGAGCAAGAGACUGGGGGGAAAGGAAAGAAGAAGAGAGGGAAGAAGAAGGAUUUGGAUGAAGAUGAAGAACUGGAGGAAAACAUGCUCAAGCUAAAAUUGGAAAAUGCAGAAGGAGGAAAAACUAAGGAAAAGAGGGAGAAGAAGAGAGGUAAAAAGAAAGGCACCCAUGAUGAAGAAGAAGAUGUUGAUGAACCCCUUGACAUUCUGGCCAGCCUGAAGAAAGGCCAAGGUGAUCAUGCUAUGGAUGAGGAUGAAGAAGAGGAGACCAUGAGGCCAGCUGGCCACAGCAGAAAUGAGAAGACUAUGUCCAAACGGGGGUUUGCCCUAUUAGAAAUUGAUGAGGUGGAUCUGGAUGCAGGAGAUGAACCAAUGGAAAAAGAAGAGGAGGAAGUGAUAGAAAAGGCUGUGCCUCAGAAAAAGGCAAAGGAAAAGAGAAAACCGAAGGAAUUGGAAGAUGAGGAAUCAGAGGUGAAAGUAGGUGCAGAAGAAGAGGAAGAGAAUGAGAAAAUUGAUAAGGGAAGGAAGAGAAGCAAGAAGGAAAAGAGGAAGAAAAAGAGAGAAGCUGACAUGGAAGGAGAUGAUUACCUUGACAGGAUUCUGGCUGAGCUUGGGGAAAAGCUCCCUCCAAAAGCAGAAGAGAAGGAACCUAAAGGCUUGGUUGAAUUGGAGGUUAUGGAUGAAAUUCCUGAAGAUGAGUACAAUAAGAAGAAGAAGAAAAAGAAAAGAGAAGUAGAGGAAAAGAAACCGGAAAUCACAGAAGAGAAAGAUGGAGGAGCUGAAGAUUUGGGGAUGACAGGGGACAAAGAGGAGAAGGAGGAUAAGGAAGAGGAAGCAACUAUUAAGACAGCAGCUCAAAAGAAAAAGGAAAAGAAGGAGAGGGAAAAGCUCAAGAAAUUGGAAGAAAAGAAGAAGGUAGAGCAGAGGAAGCAGGUAGCUACUACACUUGUCAAAGACGAAAAAGUACCUGAAGAAGGAAUUGAAGGAUCUUGUGUAGCUUUUGGGACAAAAACAGAAAAGACAGAAGAACCAGAGCAUGAAAAGGAAGUUGGAGUUGAAGGUGAAGGAGGAAGAGAAGAAGGAGAAGGAGGAGAAGGAGAAGGAGAAGGAGAAGGAGAAGGAGAAGAUGAAAAAAAGAAGAAGAAGAAAGAUAAGAAAAAGAAGAAAGGGAAGGAAGAGGAAGAACAAGAAAAGAAGAAGAAAGGACCAGGGAAAAAGCAGAUUGCAGCCAUCCAAGAGGCAUUGAAAAAGGUGCAGGAAGAAGAGGAGAAAAGAAGACUUGAAGAGGAACAGAAAGAGCGAGCCCUUGAAGAAGCUGAGAAAAAACGCCAAGAAAAGCUACGAUUAGAGCAAGAAAGGAAAGAGAGGGAAAAGCAGAAAAAGAAAGAGAGAAUAGCACGUAUGAAGAUAGAGGGUACAUACUUGACUGCAAAGCAGAAGGAAGCAAGAAGAAGAGCCCAGAUUCAGUUGGAGGCCCUUAAGGCCCAGGGUGUUCCUGUACCUGAUGCAGCUGCAGCUACAGAGAAAAAAGCAAAAACCCAGAAGGUAUCUCGGAUGGUGAAACCAAAGCCGAAACUUCAUAGUCAUGCUCCUGAAGAGAAGGAGAAGGGAGAGGUUGAAGAAGUGGAGCUAGAAAUUGUGGACAAAGAGGAGCCAAAAGGAGGAGCAAAAGAGGUACAGGUGAAGGUUGAAGAGAAGGUGGAAGACAAAAAGGAAGAGGAAGAAGAGAAAAUAAAAGAUUCCUGGGACCAGGACAGUGAAACAGAGAAUGUGAAAGAUGCCUGGGAUGAGGAAUCAUCAGAGGAGCAUCUUGAGGAGGAUGAUGAGAGGUCUGAAAAAUCAGAGUCUGCAUUUUCUACUGAAUUGGAGGCCAAGAGACAAAGGCCAGAAGUAGAGGAGGAUGAGGAGUCAGAGAGUGAAGAAACUGAUACAGAGAGUGAGAGUGAGAGCGAUGAAGAAAUGACCCUGGCUGAGAGGAGACGUGAGAAAGCCCUUGAACGCAUCCAGAAAAGAAAAGAAGAGGCUGAGAAAAAUAGGACAUUGGAGCAUCUUCGCCAGCCAGUGGUGUGUGUUUUGGGACAUGUAGACACAGGAAAGACAAAGAUUUUGGAUAAAUUGAGGAAAACUAAUGUGCAAGAGGGAGAAGCUGGUGGUAUCACCCAGCAGAUUGGUGCCACCAAUGUCCCUGCUGAUGCUGUCUGUGAACAAUGCAGGAUGGUUCAGAAUAGUGCUUUUCUUGAUUUCCAGUUUGACAAGAUGAACUUGAAGAUCCCAGGGAUGCUGAUCAUUGAUACCCCAGGACACGAAUCCUUCAGUAACCUCCGUUCUAGGGGGUCUUCACUCUGUGAUAUAGCCAUUCUGGUUGUGGAUCUGAUGCAUGGUCUAGAACCUCAAACACUUGAGUCCCUUGCUCUCCUGAAGAAGGGACGGACACCCUUUUUGGUUGCUCUCAACAAAAUAGACAGAUUGUAUGAUUGGAAGAGCAAUCGGCACAAAGAUGUCCAGGAGGUAAUCAAAAGCCAAGCACAGAACACUUCCUUGGAGUUUGAUCAGAGAGUGAAAGGAAUCAUCUUACAGUUUUCUGAGCAGGGCAUGAAUGCAAGACUCUUCUAUGAGAAUCCAGACCCAAGGACAUAUGUGUCCCUUAUACCAACAUCAGCCCUCACUGGAGAUGGGAUGGGGAAUCUGAUGGCCCUCCUUGCUGAAUUGACACAGAACAUGCUUGCCAAAAGAAUUGCCUACUCUGAGGAACUGCAGGCCACUAUUCUUGAAGUGAAAGCCUUGCCUGGUCUAGGUACCACUAUUGAUGUGAUCUUGGUGAAUGGGACAUUGAGAGAAGGUGACACAGUUGUUCUUGCUGGGACUGAGGGUCCAAUUGUCACACAUAUCAGAUCACUGCUCAUGCCACAACCUAUGAAGGAGCUUCGAGUUAAGAAUCCCUAUACUGAACAUAAGGAAGUUAAAGCAGCUCAGGGAGUAAAGAUAGCUGCCAAAGAUCUGGAGAAGGCCAUUGCCGGUAUGGAAAUGCUCAUAGUCUAUAGUCAUUGGUCUGUGCAUAGUUUAUGCCUUGCCAUUUGCAUGGGGGGUGAGAAAACAAAACCAUGUGAUUCUCUUUCAGGUUUGAACAUGUUGGUAGCUCAUCAUCCAGAUGAAAUUGAUAUCUGUAAAGAGGAAGUCCUGCGGGAAUUAAAAUCAGCUCUAAAUGCCAUUAAGCUGCAAGAACGUGGGGUUUAUGUCCAGGCAUCCACUCUCGGCUCUCUUGAAGCCCUACUCGAGUUCCUGAAAACAUCUCAGAUUCCUUAUGCUGGGAUCCGCAUUGGGCCUGUGGUGAAGAGAGAUGUAAUGAAAGCUUCUACUAUGCUGGAGCAUGACAACCAGUAUGCGGUGAUCUUGGCGUUUGACGUGAAGGUGGAGCGGGAUGCCCAGGAAAUGGCAGAUUCCGUGGGUGUGAAAAUCUUCCAGGCGGACAUCAUAUAUCACCUCUUUGAUAAAUUCAUGGCCUUUCGCGAAGACCUCCGGCAGAAGAGACGGAAAGAGCACGAAAACAUCGCCGUCUUCCCCUGCAGACUCAAAAUCCUCCCUCAGUUCAUCUUCAACUCUCGAGACCCGAUCGUGAUGGGAGUAAUGGUGGAAGCCGGGGUGCUCAAGUUGGGCACCCCUCUCUGCGUUCCUUCCAAAGAUGUCAGU
Darwinula stevensoni is the source of this 4007-nucleotide messenger RNA. The record is from the annotation of a GenBank genome assembly. NCBI's taxonomy places the organism in Eukaryota, Metazoa, Arthropoda, Ostracoda, Podocopida, Darwinulidae.